Prionailurus viverrinus (fishing cat) is the source of this 3507-nucleotide messenger RNA. It is a transcript of the gene SEC23IP, whose product is annotated as SEC23 interacting protein. Lineage: Eukaryota; Metazoa; Chordata; Mammalia; Carnivora; Felidae. The transcript is spliced from 19 exons. Gene Ontology annotation, cellular component: COPII-coated ER to Golgi transport vesicle. Gene Ontology annotation, biological process: endoplasmic reticulum to Golgi vesicle-mediated transport. Bases 81 to 3101 code for a protein of 1006 amino acids. The record is from RefSeq and is a predicted model, not a curated record. Gene Ontology annotation, molecular function: protein binding; metal ion binding.
GGCCCCGAGUGUGACCGGUUUCCGGCCGGUGGUGCCGCACCGGCUGCCAGGAGACGUGUAACGGACGGUGGGCCGCAGCCAUGGCCGAGAGGAAACUUAACGGUAGCGGCGGCGCCGCCUCUACCUCCUCAUCGGGCACUAACUUACUCUUCUCCUCCUCGGCCACGGAAUUCAGCUUCAACGUGCCCUUCAUCCCAGUCACCCAAGCCGCCGCUGCCUCGGCCUCCUUGCUCCUGCCUGGAGAAGAUUCCACCGACGUUGGGGAGGAGGACAGCUUCCUCGGUCAGACUUCUGCUCACACGUCUACCCCACAGACCUUUAGUUACUUCUCUCAGGUAUCAAGCAGUAGUGAUCCUUUUGGGAAUAUUGGACAGUCGCCGUUAACAACUGUGGCAGCAUCGGCUGGACACUCAGCAUACUCCAAGUCCCCAGCUGCUCUCCCUUUUACAACUGGAUCCCAAGAUGCGUCGAAUGCGUGCUCACCAGCCAUUUCGAAGGCUCAGUAUGGUGCUCCACCUUCUGCACAGAUGGGAAUGAAUACUUACCUGCCUUCUCAGCCAAGUAGUCUCCCUCCUUCCAAUUUUGGGAGCCCACCGCAAGGAACGCCCCAACAAGGACACAAUCCAUAUCGUCACACCCCUGUAAGCAGCAGGGCUAAUCCUUAUAUUGCACCCCCACAGCUGCAACAGUGCCAAACACCAGGCCAUCCCCCCCAUCCUCCACCCGCCGGACCCCCGGUUCAGAUGUACCAGAUGCCUGUAGGAUCUUUGCCACCGAUUCCUGCUUCAGUGCCAUCGGGGUUGACCCCUCCAACACAACAGCAGGCUCUUGCUAGACCCACAGGUCCUUCUGUGCAAACGCCCCCUCCUUUUCUACUUCAAAACCAAUAUGAACCUGUUCAACCCCACUGGUUUUACUGCAAGGAGGUAGAAUACAAACAAUUGUGGAUGCCUUUCAGUGUGUUUGACUCUUUGAAUCUUGAAGAAAUCUAUAAUUCAGUCCAGCCGGACCCUGAGAGUGUGGUUCUAGGCACCGAUGGAGGGCGCUAUGACGUUUAUCUCUAUGAUCGACUGAGGAAGGCUGUGUACUGGGAAGAGGAGCCGGCGGAAGUCAGACGCUGUACUUGGUUUUACAAAGGGGACACAGACAGCAGAUUUAUUCCCUAUACAGAGGAGUUCAGUGAAAAACUAGAGGCUGAAUAUAAAAAAGCAGUAACCACCAAUCAGUGGCACCGUAGAUUAGAGUUCCCAAGUGGAGAGACCAUCGUUAUGCACAAUCCAAAGGUUAUUGUUCAGUUCCAGCCUUCAUCAGUGCCAGAUGAAUGGGGAACCACACAAGAUGGACAGACAAGGCCCAGGGUUGUAAAGCGUGGAAUUGAUGAUAACCUUGAUGAAAUUCCUGAUGGAGAAAUGCCUCGGGUUGACCAUUUGGUGUUCAUGGUGCAUGGCAUUGGACCUGUGUGUGACUUGCGCUUUAGAAGCAUUAUUGAAUGUGUGGAUGAUUUUCGGGUGGUUUCUCUGAAAUUGCUGCAGACACAUUUCAAGAAAUCUGUAGACGAUCGGAAAGUAAGCAGAGUGGAGUUUCUUCCUGUUCAUUGGCACAGUUCCUUGGGUGGGGACGCCACAGGUGUUGACAGGAAUAUUAAGAAAAUCACCUUACCAAGUAUUGGUCGGUUUCGUCACUUUACCAAUGAAACCUUGCUAGAUAUUUUAUUUUACAAUAGCCCCACCUACUGUCAGACGAUUGUGGAAAAAGUGAGCAUGGAGAUCAACCGUCUACAUGCACUUUUUAUGAGUCGGAAUCCAGACUUUAAAGGAGGAGUCUCUGUUGCUGGUCACAGUUUAGGUUCUUUAAUAUUAUUUGACAUCCUAUCUAAUCAAAAAGAUUUGAAUUUGUCAAAGUCUCCUGGGCCUUUUGCUGUUGCUAAUGGAGUUGUGAAGCAGCCACAUUUUCAGGAAAAGCAGAUGCCUGAAGAGUCAAAGCUGACUUUGGAUGAGUCUUGUGACCUUGAUGUUGAAAAUGAAGAAGUCCUAAGUUUGCAAGAAACUCUGGAAGCACUUAGCCUCUCUGAAUAUGUUAGCACUUUUGAAAAGGAAAAGAUUGACAUGGAAUCUCUGCUUAUGUGCACAGUUGAUGACCUGAAGGAGAUGGGCAUACCCCUUGGACCCAGAAAGAAGAUAGCUAACUUUGUAAAACAGAAAGCGGUUAAACUGGAACAGAAAAAAGCAGCAUCAGAGAAGAAGGCAGUGAUGGCUGCUUCGACAAAAGGGCAAGAGGAAAGUGCUCAGAAAGCUAAAGAGACGGCUUCUCUCCCCUCAGAAUCUAAUGAGUCCAAGAGGAAACUUCCAGUUGGUGCUUAUGUAUCUUCUGUGCAUGUUGAUUAUGAGUCUUUUGAAGUUGGCACUGGACAGGUUUCUGUUGUUUACAACUCAUUAGACUUUGAACCAGAGAUUUUCUUUGCCUUGGGAUCUCCAAUUGGUAUGUUUCUCACUGUUCGAGGAGUGGAUAGGAUAGAUGAGAACUACAGGCUUCCCACCUGUAAAGGAUUCUUCAAUAUUUAUCAUCCACUUGAUCCAGUGGCGUAUAGAUUAGAGCCUAUGAUUGUUCCAGAUUUGGACCUGAAAGCAGUUCUCAUUCCCCAUCACAAAGGCAGAAAAAGACUUCAUUUAGAGUUGAAAGACAGUCUCUCUCGUAUGGGAUCUGAUUUGAAGCAGGGCUUCAUCAGCUCCCUGAAAAGCGCUUGGCAGACGUUGAACGAGUUUGCCCGCGCUCACACCUCUUCAGCUCAGCUUCAGGAAGAACUGGAAAAGGUGGCCAAUCAGAUCAAAGAAGAAGAAGAAAAACAAGUCGUUGAAGCAGAAAAGAUUGUUGAAAGUCCAGAUUUUUCCAAGGAUGAGGACUACUUAGGAAAGGUGGGAAUGCUAAACGGAGGCCGUCGAAUUGACUACGUUCUUCAAGAAAAGCCAAUAGAGAGUUUUAAUGAAUAUCUUUUCGCUCUUCAGAGUCAUUUAUGCUAUUGGGAAUCUGAAGAUACUGCCCUGCUGUUACUUAAAGAAAUUUAUCGAACAGUGAACAUUAGUCCAGAACAGCCCCAGCAUUGAUUGGACUUCAGUCUCACUCUGCUUUCUUGUCUUUCCAGAAAGUCAGGCAAGAAAUUGCAUUGCUGAGAAAACCCUCAGAAGACAUUCCCAGUUUGCUCCCGUGAUGGAUGACAGAAAAGUGGUUCAUCAGCGUUUGCUCACAAUUUCUCACAUGUAGGAAGUCGUUUCAAAGAAAACGUACAGAACAAAAAGACAAUGGAGAAAAUCAGUACCACAUGUGGACAGUAUAGAUAAGAAAACGUAAUUUGAAAAAUGAUGCAAUUAAAAAUUCCUCAGAUCAGUUUAGUUGUACAGCUGUCAGAGUAAUGCGUGAUAUCAAUGAAGAAAUAUUUGUAGCAUGCAGAUGGUUAUUUCUGUUUCUUAAAAACCUAUUGUCAAUGGGCCAUUAAACUUGCAUUUUUUUAAA